Molecule: messenger RNA, 3791 nt
Organism: Rhopilema esculentum
Lineage: Eukaryota; Metazoa; Cnidaria; Scyphozoa; Rhizostomeae; Rhizostomatidae
Product: protein kinase C delta type
Biological process (GO): protein phosphorylation
Molecular function (GO): diacylglycerol-dependent serine/threonine kinase activity; ATP binding
Source: RefSeq, a predicted model, not a curated record
GUGGGUCUCAUCUUACAAAACAUUCCAUUGUCAGCAUUCAACAAGAAUCGUACGCCUAUUUCAUUGGAUGGCUUCUUUUUGUUUUUGGAAACAAUAAAGUUCUUUUUAAAGAAAUACUUAGUCACAAAGGAUUCGCUGACAAUUCAAUUGUCAUUGUAAAUUAAAAUAGAUCAACCACUUAGGCCCACCGGGUGCCCGCGCAAAACUAGGUCGUGAAUCAUAUUCUUGGAACGGAGUCAUCGCUAAUGCACAAAACUGAGACGAAUUAUUAGACAGACGGUCAAUAAGUGAGCAGUAGAGUUAAGUGCAUUUGAUUUAGCGAUAUUACAAAUCAGAGUAUUAUCAUCUUGAAGCUAGUUAUCUAUUUCAAUAUUUUGGAGUUCUGUCUGAAGGACCAAGACGUUGUAGGCCUACGGAAGUAGUUUACAUUUGCCUGUAAGUUUCGUCUUGACAAGCUUAGACAGAUUUCAAUCACGAGAUAUGGGCUUUUUGAGAGUGAAGCUUCUUCAAGCUGAAGCUGGGGAAAGUUGGUCUGAAAUUGGUGGAAAUUCCUGGGAUCCAUUCUGUGCCAUUGCCAUUAAAGAAGCAAUUGAAGUGCCAGGGAAAGGAAUAGAGCUCGUGCAGAAGAAGAAAACUAUCUAUCCAGAAUGGAACAAAUCAUUCGACACUCAUGUGUACCCUGGACGAAUGAUAUGUGUUGCAGUUAUGUCAAGAUUUGACAAUAAAUUAGUUGGAAAUGUCACAUUUGGUGUUGAUUUUCUUGCAGAACAGUGUAGGAAAAGUGAGAAUGGUGUCUCCAGUGUUUGGCUUGAUCUCAAACCUCAUGGCAGACUUCAGGUUCAAGUUAGGAGUUUCUCCGAGGUUAUCGACGAUCCAAACUCUGCUUUCGAUGGACGAAAAGCCAACAAGAGUGGACUACAGAACCGUCGAGGAGCGUUGCGAAAAGCUAAGGUUCAUGAAGUCAGAGGGCAUGAGUUUCUUGCCAAAUUUUUUCGACAGCCAGUUUUUUGCUCUGUUUGCAGGGAGUUCUGCUGGGGUUUUGGCAAGCAAGGCUACCAGUGUACCGCAUGUUCCUGUGUGGCGCACAAGAAAUGUCAUGAUAAAAUUUUAAGCAAAUGCCCAGGAACCGCCCAAAACACUGGUGAUACUAUUCAACUCAAAGAGCGAUUUAAUCUCAACAUACCACAUCGGCUAAGAGUUUACAACUAUAUGAGUCCAACUUUUUGUGAUCACUGCGGUAGUUUGCUGUAUGGUUUGUUCAGACAAGGGCUUAAAUGUGAAGCUUGUUCUAAGAACUACCAUCACAAAUGCAAAGACAAGGUGCCUAAUCUGUGUGGCAUCAACCAGAAACUCUUAGCAGAUGCGCUGUAUUUGGCUGAGGUAGAAAAGAAGAAGAAAGAGACCUUAAGCGAGAUGAAAAAAGAUGGGGCAUCUGCAGAUGAGAGCAGCCCCAUGGACGAGGAAGAGAGUCUAUACGAGGCUGUUUGGGAGGCGAUUACCCCUGCGCCGCCGCGUAGAACCACCAGUCUGCGAAAUGAAAGCAGAAAGAGAAGAUAUGAUAAAAACGAUUUCAACUUUCUUAAAGUUCUUGGGAAAGGAAGCUUUGGCAAGGUCUUGUUAGCAGAACUGAAGGGCACAAAAACCGUUUACGCUAUCAAAGCCUUGAAGAAGGACGUUGUUUUGGAAGAUGAUGAUGUUGAAUGCACCCUCAUUGAGCGAAGAGUUCUGUGCAUUGCAACCAGGCAUCCCUUCUUAACUCACCUUUACUGCACCUUCCAGUCAGAGACACAUUUGUUCUUUGUCAUGGAGUAUCUAAACGGUGGCGAUCUGAUGUUUCACAUUCAGUCAUCUGGGAAAUUUGAUGAGAACAGAUCAAGAUUCUAUGGAGCAGAGAUCGUUUGUGGAUUGCAGUUUCUUCACAAGCAAGGAAUCAUAUACAGAGAUCUGAAGCUCGAUAAUGUACUGCUUGAUCGCGAUGGUCACAUAAAAAUUGCAGAUUUUGGAAUGUGCAAGGAAAACAUAAGAGACGGCAGCAAGACAAGCACUUUCUGCGGAACACCGGAUUACAUUGCUCCCGAGAUUCUGAAAAGCCAGAGGUACGAUUCAGCCGUUGACUGGUGGUCUUUUGGAGUUCUGCUUUAUGAAAUGCUUAUUGGCCAGUCGCCAUUUGCCGGUGAAGAUGAAGAUGAUUUAUUCAGGUCAAUUUGCCGCGAUCGGGUUCUCUUCCCUAAGUGGAUAUCUGAGUCUGCCUCGAAUGUUUUAACUCAGCUUUUGGAAAGAAACACGGCCCUUCGUCUUGGAUAUGUCGGUGGUACAAGACAUCAAAUUCGAAGGCAUCCGUUCUUUAGUGCUGUUGAUUGGGUGAAACUCGAAAAGAGACUAAUCAAGCCUCCCUUCCGACCAGACGUGAAAGGAGAAAGUGCUGUUAAUAACUUCGAUCCAGAUUUCACAAUGGAGCCAGCCAAGCUGACCCCGGUCGAAGAUGAUCUUCUGAAGUCAAUGGAUCAGAUGCAAUUUAGAGGCUUUUCUUUUAUCAACCCAAAUUUCAAAGGAGGACUGGCGUAGCUUCAGAGUUUGUCAACAAGCUAGGAUAUAUCAGUCUGUUUUUGUUUAUCACGAGCAUAGCUUGAUUGGACAAUCGUACUUGUUUCUGUAAAUAAAACUGUAUCGUCGUCCGUGAAUGCAUAUUGCAAACUCUGUACCAAACAGGGACCUUUACGAAGGUAUAUUUUAAUUACGUUGAUCUCUUUGUCGUUUGUUUGAUCACUCUCAAGGUCAAAUAAAUACUUGCAACGAGGCCGUUUCGAAAGGCCUCCACACUAUUCGCGUCAAGUAUUUCCUUAAUUUUCGAAGAGUUUUUUGGAAUCUGUAACGAGGUAUUGACUAUCGUUAUUAUUUAUAGCUUGUAAGAAUUACAUUAUGAUUUUAGGUCCCCAAAUUUAAAACAUAGUUUAAAAAUAGCAAUAUCAGCCCUUUUAAUUCCUAUGGAGUGCUUUUUUCUAUAAAGCUUUUUUGUCAGUAAUUUUUUCCUCGUAUUGAGCCAACCCUAAAAUUAUAUAAAAUCGUGAGUAAUUUUCACUCAUCAAAGAAUGCCUUAUUGUGCAUUUUUUGAUAUUUUUAGAUAAAUGGAUUUUUUUUGACGUAUUGGCAUGGAGAUUUUUACUGCUAAUGGUACCAGCCUGCACUUUGCGUUAAUUAAUACUGGUCGUUUUAUUAAAUGUUGUCCAGCCAAUCGUUCUCUGGUCUGAAUAGAUAAUUUUCAAUAGUAAAAUGUCUUUCUGUCUUGUUUUAUAGAUUGUAACCAAUCUGUUCUAUAUUCAGGUUGCCCUUAGCUGAACUGGUUGAUAUCUACUGACAAGUUUUGGUAAUUUUGAAUUUUGAUAUCCAGAAAUACUCAGAGAAAGGUUGUUAAGUCAAUAACCAUAAAAAUUAUCGAACAGCCUAGAUUAUUGCCUUUUGUAAAAUAGCCAGUCUUGAAGAAAACACCUAUUUAACAGCCCAGGAAAAAAACUGCAAUCUGUUUUCCGAUACUGCAUGGAAACAAAUUUAAUUAAUUGAGAAUCGAUCCAACCUUCGGCUUGAUGCCAGCCUGUGAAUUAGAUUCAUGCAACUAAUUAGUUCCUUGUCAAUGUAUUACCGUCCGAAAUGAUGUAAAUAAUGUGUAGUUUAGGGGUUUUGCAAUAAUCUGAAAUCUUCUUGUUAUUAAGGUACUUAUCUAAGAUUAAUUAGCCUAUUGUUGACCUUUUUCGGAUAGAUCUGUGUUUUCGUAUUAGUCAGCAACUGAAAUGGAA